Sphenostylis stenocarpa is the source of this 513-nucleotide messenger RNA. The record is from the annotation of a GenBank genome assembly. NCBI's taxonomy places the organism in Eukaryota, Viridiplantae, Streptophyta, Magnoliopsida, Fabales, Fabaceae.
AUGGAGUCCACGGAAGAACAAUCAGGAAUGCUGCACCAGAUUCUACCCCCGCGUCUGGAAGAUGCGGGCCUCGAAGAUCCCGCCCUCCCACCCGAAUCCAUCCACCAAGCUUUUGUCCAAGCCGCCACCGCCGUCAAAGCACGCGCCGCCUCCAUUUUCUCCUCCACCGCCGACACGGAUGACGACGAUGACGGUUGUGUCUACGACCCCUUGCCCACCUCCAAGGAUGCCUAUGAUGCACUCGUCGGAAUCGAGUCGGAAAAUGAACCACCGGGAUCCUGCACCGUGGAGAGGAAAUUCGAGGAUGGCGCCGACGAAGUCAAGGUUGUCGGCGGAGGUUGCGGCAGCACGGACGACGUUGUGGUUGAGGGCGAAGUGAAAUUGGGAGAGGAUGUGGAACCGUGCGUGGAUGAGUUACAAGGGUUGAUUAUCAAAGAUGGGGAGAAAGGUGGUAACGUUGGGGAAGAAAAUGAAGAAAACAAGAAACCUACCUUGGUUGAAGGCUAUGCGUGA